This is a messenger RNA of Acanthosepion pharaonis, 777 nucleotides long. The record is from the annotation of a GenBank genome assembly. Lineage: Eukaryota; Metazoa; Mollusca; Cephalopoda; Sepiida; Sepiidae.
AUGGAUAAAUCCACUGAAAUUGUGAAAAAGUUAAAACUGACAGUCACCCCCUUCAAAGUGUUCCAAAAGAGUGCAUUUAUUAAGGAUAUGUUCAAUACACCUUUGGAGGUUGCCAAAUUUACUGGUGCCUGUCUUCGUACAGUCAGUGGGAUCAGGGGUCAAAUAAAAAAAUCUGUUCACAAUCCUCCUGGUGGUUUCCGAGCCACAUUUGAAGACCAAAUUCAAAUGAGUGAUAUUGUAUUUGUGCGCACAUGGUACCCUGUUGAUCUACCUCAAUUCUAUAACACCGUCACUUCCUUAUUGUUGCCCCCUGAUAAAAAGAAUUCAUGGAAAGGUAUGAGAACAGUUGGGCAGAUAAGAAGAGAAGAAAAUAUUCCUGUUCUACAGAAAGAAGAUUCAAACUACAAACCAAUAGAACGGAAACCUCAGCGCUAUAAACCAUUGAUCAUUCCAAAGAGUUUGCAACAGGCUUUGCCUUUCAAGAGUACACACAAGAACAUUGCACCAAAGCAAGAACCCUUCAAGAGAGUUGCUGUCGUAAAAGAUCCCAAAGAAGCCAAGAUGUCUAAAAUGAUGAAGAUGUUACGUGAAUUGUAUAAACACAAGCAGUAUGAAGAUAGAUGCAAAAUGAGGGAAAGAGUGGAUAAUCACCGAGCGCAGAUGGCCAUAGAUGAAGAACGCAAAUUAAAACGUUUAAAAGACAUAAAGAAAGUGGUAUACCGAAGAAUGGGAAAAGCGGAACAAAGUAAAAAGGAAGCCGAAGAUGAUGACAUUUGA